AUGGUGCUUUCAACUUUCGACUUCCCAGUGGUGGACGUCUGGGCCAACCCCGUUGGUGAUUCAGUGUUGCCAGAAGCAAGACGCCUCUUCGAGCAGAGUCACGUAAAUCCCGAUUUAAUCGCAAGGAAACUGUCGCCGGAUGAAUUGGUGGCUAUGAUGGAUGCCGCCGGAGUGGAUCAGAUCUGCCUAACAGCUUGGUACCGUCCUGGGGUGGCUGUGUUCUCCAAUUCCGAGGUGGCAGACUACACCCGCGCUCAUCCAACCCGCAUCUUCGGCAUAGCAAGCGUUGAUCUGCUGGAUCCUGUGGCCGCUGUCGCAGAACUGGAUCACUACGUGAAGAGGGAGGGGUUUAAAGGCCUGAGAGUGGUUCCGUGGCUAUGGAAUCUACCUCCUACCGAUGCCCACUACUGGCCGUUAUAUGUCAAGUGUGUAGAGCUCGACAUUCCCUUUCUCACUCAGGUCGGGCAUACCGGGCCGCUCUGCCCGAGCGAGGUCGGCAGGCCGAUUCCGUAUAUCGACGCCGUAGCGCUAAAAUUUCCGGCGUUAAAGAUUGUUUGCGGGCACAUCGGCCACCCUUGGACAGCCGAGAUGAUAGCAGUUGCGUGGAAGCACGAGAAUGUCUUCAUCGAUACCAGCGCUCACCUGCCGAAAUACUACCCGCCUGAGCUGAUCCGGUUUGCGAACACCACAGGGCGGAAGAAGGUUAUGUUUGGGACAAACUUCCCACAACUUACUUGGACCAAAUGCGUCAGUCAAGCUGCUGAAUAUUUGAGGGAGGGGGCGGUGAUUGGCUUACGGGCUGAUUCUAUGAAGGAUUUCAUGGGCGGAAAUGCACGAAGAGUCUUCAAACUGGGCGACAGCAGCAGGAAGGUUUUGAGUGCUUCCCUUUGA
Molecule: messenger RNA, 891 nt
Organism: Fusarium redolens
Lineage: Eukaryota; Fungi; Ascomycota; Sordariomycetes; Hypocreales; Nectriaceae
Exons: 2
Coding region: 1-891 (296 amino acids)
Biological process (GO): secondary metabolic process
Cellular component (GO): cytoplasm
Molecular function (GO): hydrolase activity; carboxy-lyase activity
Source: RefSeq, a predicted model, not a curated record